AUGAGGAUUCCGGGGUGGUCGCCGUGGCGAAUCCUUCCAGACAUCAUGCAUAUAUGCUACCUUGCAUGUACGGUGGAUGUGAUAACCAGUUGCUUGCUGGACUGGAGCGAUUCGGCUUCUCUGUUCUUCAAUGGGUCAUCUCGUGAGAAAAGGCUGACACAACUCUGGGAAAACUACAGGUCCUGGUGUGAGUCCCAAGGGUAUGAUUUGGCUGACAGGGCCUCCCGAAAGUUAUUCUCAACAAGUGCAUUGAAGCCAGAGGCAGGUAAGUAUGUAGAAGUCUCCCAGAAGACUCUCAACGCUACAGCAGCACGGUAUAUGGCAUUUUGGGUGGCAUCGGUUUCCAAAAAAAUCGCUGAAUGGACAGGAGCUGAUCCAGAUAUGUUUCGAGCUGGUGCGGCGAUGGGACUGGCGGAGAUUGAAAUGGUGUGCCUACGUGGUGGCAGAGUUUUUUCACCCCCAGAAUGGACACAUUUUGAGUUUGGGUACUUGGUGUACAGGGCUGGUUUGAACAAGAUGGGGGCAAUAGCCCUUGAGAAAAAACAAACCAGAUGGAGACAGCGACCAAGGGUCAUGGUCUUGAACACCUGGUUUAUGAUUUCCACGGGCUUAAUCCCCGUUACUGUAGCAAUUUCCUCGAUGAGGAUUUCGUGA
Molecule: messenger RNA, 654 nt
Organism: Cladocopium goreaui
Lineage: Eukaryota; Dinophyceae; Suessiales; Symbiodiniaceae
Source: the annotation of a GenBank genome assembly